Messenger RNA from Lytechinus pictus (painted urchin), 2886 nucleotides. RefSeq names its product leucine-rich repeat-containing protein 23-like. NCBI's taxonomy places the organism in Eukaryota, Metazoa, Echinodermata, Echinoidea, Temnopleuroida, Toxopneustidae. The transcript has 8 exons. The record is from RefSeq and is a predicted model, not a curated record. The coding region runs from base 281 to 1315 and encodes 344 amino acids. Gene Ontology annotation, molecular function: protein binding.
GGAUCGAUAUCGAACGAGCCUAAUCCGAUCACGUUUAGAGAUUCAGAAAUUAAAGAUUUAAUCUUCUUUUUUAUACAAGGAUUUUUACUCUAAAUUUUUUUGAUUAAAAUUAUUUUAAAAAGAUUUUUCUAAUGAUGUAGUUUAUAAAUAGAACAAUCAUAAGGAAAACAUUAUUUCAACCUCGUACACUCAAGCUGUGCAGUUUCCAAAGCAACGCUGCUAUCUCUGUGAGAUUAAUACACAAAAUCACAAAUUUAGGACGAAUUUGAGAGAUUUUAAAAUGUCAGAUUACGACGAUCAAGAGUACGACGAGGAUCAAGAAGGGGUUGAUGAACCUGAGAUCGGCCAAGAAGAAGGAGGGGAUGAAGAAGAAGGAAAUGAACAAGAACAGGAAGAAGAAGAGAAAAUUCCAGAGGUUCUUUUAACAGAAGAAGUGAUAGCAGAGAAUCUUUCUUUACUCUGCAAAACUGGAAAUGGCUUAGCACAUGCUUAUGUCAGACUAGACGUGAAAGAGAGAGAAGUCACAGAUAUUAGCAUCCUGAGUCGCUACAUCCAUCUGAGGUACAUAGACCUUACACAGAACAGCCUCCGUGACAUUUCACCUCUCAGCUCUCUGACGCAUCUCUUGACCUUAAACUGCGACCGGAAUCUUCUGACAUCAGCCAAGCUAGAUGAGUUACCAUACUUACAGGUGGCAAGUUUUGCCAAUAACAGAAUACAAACGACAGACGGCAUCAACCAUCCGUUAUUAGAAUCACUGAAUCUAUCUUUCAAUGAUAUCAGUUUGGUGAGCGGUCUUCAGCCGUCAAAGCUGAGCAAGCUUCACACGUUGGAAUUACGGGGAAACAAAUUAACAAGCACAGAAGGAAUUUACCUGCCUAACCUCAAGAAUCUCUUUCUGGGGGCUAACAUGAUCACAAAACUGGAGGGACUGGAACGGUUAGAGCACCUCACCACCCUUCAUCUCCGUGACAACCAGAUCGAGUCGCUGGACGGCUUCUCCGAGUCAAUGAGGAACCUACAGUAUAUUAAUAUGAGAGGAAACAAUGUCAGCAUCAUCAAGGAGACGGCCAAGAUGAAAUGCCUGCCUAAGCUUCGAGCCUUGAUUCUGUCAGAGAAUCCAUGCGCAGAUGAUGAUGAAUACAGAAUGGAGGUUCUGAUCAAUAUUCGGAGAGUAGAACGUCUUGACAAGGAUGAGUAUAACGAGGAAGAGAGGCAGGAGGCAGAAGAAAUCUAUGAGCAGAGGAGAGCAGAAGAGCUUGCUGCUGGAGAGGGAGCAGAAGAAGUCAUACACUCGGAUGGGGAAGAUGCCUGAUACGUUUCCACUUCAAAAACGAAACGUUAACACUGCUCCAUGUGGGAACAUACCUUUAUCCGUCCAGGGAACAGUUAGAUUUCAUAUACUAUUGUUCAACUAUUCGUCAAAUGUUGGUGGGUAGGCAAAAGCUUGAAAAAUUGCCCCCUCAAUAACUUCAAGCAUUCCAUAGUAUUGGGGACAAAUUCCAUUAGUACACUGACUUAUGUGUACUUUAGUAUUCAUCUCUGACACAUCUGUAAGUCUGGUAAUACUAUAGUCAUUCAAAAUUAAUAAUUUUUUUUUUUUUUACAUAAAAUGCUCAACAGUUUAGUAUUCAAUUCACUAUUUAAGACUGGUAUUCAACUGCAUGAAUGUCAGAAUACUAAGCUAACUUUGGUAUUUGCCGCUAGAAAUUUGUUAAGUAUUUUUGAAAAUUUAAGCAGCUUUGCCCUUAAUUUAUCAGUAAGCUACCCUUCUCUGAUUCUGAUCGCCAUACAAUCAAACUUUCCCAUGGGGCAUGUUUCAUAAAACUCUUCUUAAUGUUACAAAUGACUUUAUGAAUGAUUAAAAUAUGGAAAGUCACAAACUUUCUAAAUUAUUUUAUGUCAUGUGAGAGUAGCUAAGUUGACAUAUUUGUUGAUUAACAUUUUUAUGCUUCAGUACUUAAAUUACAAAACCAAUAUUUGAUUUCCUAUGAGAAAUCAUUUGAAUUAUAGUCAACUUUUGUAAAAACAUCAAGAAAACUAUUGGCUCACAUUUGGCACUUCAUACUAUUACCUGCAACAAACCCCAAAUUUGGCCAGACUUGCUGACACUGAUGAAGAUGGACAUUCAACUAAAACACAAAAAAAGGCAUGAUGACUUUACAAGACAAGAUUGAUUUAAGAAAGGGGUCUUAGGAGGUGAUGAUUUAAAAUUUGCAAAUGAAACAGCUCAAUUUUAAUUACACAAAGUCAGUGCAAGAAUGAGGUCAGUUCCAAAUUCACAGAUUAAUAAAAAAAACUUAUGAUUAAUUCUGAACCUAGAACAUACUUGAAACCUAUUGUAAGUUUGUUGCAAUACCCUUAUAGAAGAUUAUUUAUUAAGUGAUCAAGGUCAACUGUACUUUAAUUUCAUUGUGUGUGAAAAAGCAUUCAGAUUAUCAAAAACACAAUUUUUGUAAAUCACUCAUUAAAUCUGAAUUCUUAAAGGUCAUUGAUAAUGAGUAUAGACUAUAAAUAUUUGCCAAGAUUUUUAUCCAUCUUUUGAUCAUUUCAAAGUAAAAUACAAUACAUGUAAAGAAGAAUAUUAAUUAUUAACUAUGUAUAUCACACCAACAUUGCUCUGCAUUGAAUAAGACAAAUCAGAUUUUUUUCAAGAGCCCUUUUAUUGCUAACUGCAAACAAUAACCACCAUAGUGAACUUUGGCUUUAAUUAUUAAAGGUAUAAAAAAUGCCUAAAUGAUUUAAUCAAUUUAUUGCUAUCAACUUUUCACAAUAUUUGUAUAUAUUAUAUGUAAAUGAGAAGCUUAUAUGUUUUGAAUUACAUUGUAAAUAUUUCUGUGUGUAAUUUGUCGAUAUGUACAUUUCAUUAAAAUAUGUAGAAACAUA